Molecule: messenger RNA, 4029 nt
Organism: Podarcis muralis (Common wall lizard)
Lineage: Eukaryota; Metazoa; Chordata; Lepidosauria; Squamata; Lacertidae
Source: RefSeq, a predicted model, not a curated record
AAGCUGCCUUAUGGAGGAGAGUCAGGCCAAUGGUCUGCCUAGUUCAGUAUUGCCUACACAAACUGGAAGCAGCUGGACAGGAUUCCUGUCCCGGCCUUAACUGGAGAUGUUGGGGAUUGAACCUGGGGACAUUCCACACAGUCUGUGGGUCUUGUUGGCACUUAGGAUCCUCAUGGGACGGGGCUGAUGGAGUUACACUCCUUCCUCGCUGAUCUCCAUGGCAGUUCGGCCUAUAAAGACCUAAUGGAUGUGCAAGAUUUUGACUGAAGUGUUUCAGUCGAAAGAAACAGCUGAGAAUUCUCAACUUCUGUCUGCAGUAGAAGCUUAGCUGCUCCUCCGUCAUGAAAGCUGCCAGUGUCAAGGCAAGAAAGUGCUCAGUGUUGCCUCCUAUCAUCCCCGAGGCGGAGAAGGAAUUUCUGGAGAGCAUCCAGAGUUACAUCCACUCAGAAAUUGAGAAAGUGGGCUGUACUGAGCAAGGACUGGCUGAGGAGUAUUACAUAAUAUACAGAAAUGUGUUUGAAAUGAUAAUAGAGCAUGCUAAUGCGUACAAGAAUAUCCUGACUACAAUCAAGCAAGAAUAUGAUGCCUUCAUAGAAGCAAUAAAGAAGGGCCAACAGAAUGCCUUUUAUCUUCAUGGGAAAUUAAAGAUUUUAGCCUGCGAGUCUACAACUCUCAUGUAUUAUAAGAACAGAAUUAGUCAGCUGAAAGAAAAGAUAAAAAUAAUUGAGAAAAAUUCUGAAAGAAUCACAAACUUGAUAAAGAAAGUAAGAGCAUUAAGGCAGACAUCCUCUGCAAAAGACUCUCCAACCCCGACCAAGACAAUCAACCCUGCCACCCUCAUUCCAGGCAUCAGCAUGAAAGAUUCUCUCGACAUCAAUGCCCUUUCUGUCCACCUGGCUCACCUCCAACAGAGGGUGAGGGACCUGAAAGAAGACAUGUUGACAAAGUACAUCCCCCUGGAGAACACUGUAGACAUUGAAGAGGACCUCAACCGUGCCCUUCUCCAGCGAAAUGCGGCUGAAAAAGAGAAUGAGCUGCUGAAGUUUUGCUUUUAUCGACUAUCACAGUUUGUCAACGUUGUGAAUAUCUGGGAGAGUUCAGACAGGAGUUUAGAAACCUUGCAGCAGCUCAUCAUUCAAAUGAUAGAAAAUGAGAAACUUUCAAAAGAUACACUUGCCAGCAGCAUUUCCAGCGUAUUUGAACAUGACCCCAGCAAAAGCAAAGAGGCUGAAGACCUGAUUGAAUACAUUGAAAGGUUCAAUGAACUGUUUUCCCGUAGUCAGUUUGAGGCUGCUGCCAUAUAUGCAGCAAACUGUCCAAGAGGAAUCCUCCACAAUGAAGAAACCAUGGAGAAAUUUAGGGGUGUUGGCCCAAUCAAAGGGAAGGUUCUCCCUCUGCUCAUGUACUGCGAAGCUCUAAUAAGCACAUGCAUAGCUACUAAGCAGCCACUUUCAAGCCAUUUGGUAGCUGAAGCCAUCCAGUGUGCCUUGAAUGAGAAACGGUUAGACCUGGUGAUGCACUGGGUCACCAUGCACAGACUGGCAUUCUGUGAGGAAGCCGGCGAUGCAAUCUUCAAUUAUGCACAGAUGGAUAAGCACAAUGAGUCCCAGUGCUACGCUUUGGCUCAGAUUGUCUACCUUGAAUGUGGAGCGCACAAAAAAGCCGCCCUAUGCUUGUGCAAACAGGGACAGAUCUAUGGAGCCAUGGAUCUACUUCAGCAAUGCAAACGCUUUCCCAGAGAGGACUAUAUCUUCCUACUGCAACAUUGCCCAAGUGUAGAACUCAUGAGCUGCCUAACUCAAGAGUGGAAUGGGCACCCACCCUUCUUGUCCCUCGGGGAAACAGUCCUGACGCUCAUCGACACAGAACACAAAGUCAUUUGCAUACGAUUGUUGGAAGAUAUCUCCAAGGAAGGCAGGGACGUGCUGGAACAAAUUAUUGUAAAGGAUAAAGAAUGCAAUGUGGAUGGCUGGAAGGAAAUAGCUGAAAUAUGCCAGAGUAUCAGGAGAGAAAAACUAUCCAAGUUUCUUAUCACGAUCCUGGCUGCCCAAGCAGGAGUGGUUGAAAUUCCUGAUGGUGCAGAGGAUGCCAAGUUAAUGGAACACGUUUUCUGGUAAUUUCCCUGCAAAUCACACGGGGGAGCUCUUGGCCUCCAGAGUCACUUCAACUGGGCGAAGACUCAACAAAACCUGACUUGUGAAUGUGCUUUCUUCUUAGAAACAAUAAUAUAUUAAACACCUGGGUGCCUGUCCUUAUUGGGAGAGAUGUUUGUCAUGGCAAAAUAUGACUGUGUUGUUUGAAGUCUGUAUUUGAUUUGGUUUUGGAUACCGUCGUCCUUGUUUCACAUAAGACUUGUUCCAGAAGGGUAGCUGUGCUAAGUCUGUUAUAGCAAAAAGCCUGGGGCAGAUUUAAAGACUUUGUUGCUAGCAGUUCAUGGUCAUGGAGUUUCACGUUCAUACUAAAAUUAUUUUCAUUUCAUUUCUCCUCUGAUUUCAUUUUUGUCGCCCAACUUUUUCUUCUUCCAAAAUAGUUUCUGUCCACAUGACUUGGUCUAUUAUUUCAAAUUGAAAAAUUCCAUAUUUGCACAAUUGCACCUAUGCCACUGGGCCCAGAGGUUGAGAUGCUCCCUCACUCCCUCACUCCCUCUCACUUACAUGCACACAAUACCCACCCCAAAAGACUUACUCAGGGCCUUCCCACAUGCCAUACAGGGCUAACAUUUUGAUAUAUAUUUUGUAAUUUCUCCAACAUCUCUACUCCCAGGUAGUUGAAACAAAAAAUAAAUCCUUCCAGUAGCACCUUAGAGACCAACUAACAGGUAGUUAGGCUUGCAGACUUAAUUUAUCAGAGAAGCUUUUUGUAAGACAAUGUAGCCAGGAUCAUUCAUUUGGGAAGGGGUUGUUGUUUUAAAAAAAAUCAGGUGAGGUGAGGAGGCUGGGCAAAUCAGAAGUCACUUGAAGACACCCACAAUACAUUUCUUUUGGAAACCCAAGCACCAAGUUUACCCCGUUUCCAUUUCUUCUUCUUCUUCUUCUUCAAUAACUACCCUUCGCUCUAAGGCCCUGUGCUGGGUUGCAGCCAUUUAAAAUACAGUGUUAAAAGCAAUUUUAAAAUUACAAUCACGAAAAAUAAAAAGAAGCAGUAGCAUCUUAUAAAAAGUGCCAUUGCUGGGUUUUAUUGGAAAAGGUUCUGUUUUGCAGGCGUUAACAUAGGUGUAGAAUGUGAUCCUAUGCAUGAUUAUUCAGAAGCAAGACCACCUUAUUAGUACUAAUGUCUUAUUAAAACACCCGAAGCUGCUAAAAGAAUGAAGAAUCCAGGACUUUCACAAAUUUAUUUAGGGGUCCACCUGGCACCAUCAUAAACCAUCUUUCCGGCACUAAACUAAAACUUGAUGGAUUAUGAGUAGCUAGAUAAUGGCUUAUUUGAUGAAAUAUUCUGCAGGGAGGGGGUUCUGCUGGGUCUGUUUAUGGAUUAUUGAAAUGGUGUUACUGAAAUGUAUUGUUAUGGUUUUGUGCUACACAUUUGUGCCUUAACUUUUUUAUAAAUUGUUUAGAGACUUCUUGUAGUAAGUGACUAAUAUGUCAUAUAGUUAGCAAUACUAUUAUUUAAAAUGUUUUAAACAUUGGAGUAAAAUGACUAUGGAAUGUAUAAAAUAUAGGCUGAGAUUAUUAUGCAUUUAUUCAACAGAAUUUGCAUGCCAAUUAAUUGUAAAGAAAAUCUCUUAAGUGGUUGAGUUUAAAGUAUGCAACAUAAACACAGUGAUCAUUCACAACAAAAGUAAUUAGUGAUAACAUAAUCGGCCUUAAUUUGCUAUGUUAAUUAAUAUAUGUAGUUAGAUAGAAAACCACUGCAUUUAUAGCCAUAGAUAUAGACGUGAUCUUCUUUUUUAACAAUAUUUUUAUUCAUUUUCAAGUUGCACAUCACACUUAAAACAACAUAACAAACAACACAUUAACUACAUUGCUUAAAAUAUCAGAUCAGAUUCUUACAGUUCACGCCAAAAAAACUUCCCACAUAUUACCAUGAUUA